CCCAAUAUGAUCUUUUUGUAGGAAAUAUUUUGACAUUUUAAAAUCUAAAUAUCAAAUUAGAUAGACUUAUCUUUGAAACAUGUAAAGCCUAACCUUGUUGGAUUUAUUGUAUGUUGUCAACAGACAUCUCACUCAACUUCUAAAUGUCCUUUAGAUAGACUUAUCAUUGAAACAUGUAAAGCCUAACCUUGUUGGAUUUAUUGUAUGUUGUCAACAGACAUCUCACUCAACUUGUAAAUGUUCUUUAGAUAGACUUAUCUUUGAAACAUGUAAAGCCUUUCCUUGUUGGGUUGAUUGUAUGUUAUCAACAGACAUCUCACUCAACUUGUAAAUGUCCUUUAGAUAGACUUAUCUUUGAAAUAUGUAAAGCCUUUCCUUGUUGGGUUGAUUGUAUGUUGUCAACAGACAUUUUACUCAACUUCUAAAUGUUCUUUAGAUAGACUUAUCUUUGAAACAUGUAAAGCCUUUCCUUGUUGGGUUGAUUGUAUGUUGUCAACAGACAUCUCACUCAACUUGUAAAUGUCCUUUAGAUAGACUUAUCAUUGAAACAUGUAAAGCCUUUCCUCGUUGGAUUUAUUGUAUGUUAUCAUGUUAUCAAACUAUCAUGAGACUAACACACUUGGUUCUCAGACAAACUAUAAUGAGACUAACACACUUGGUUCUCAGACAAACUAUCAUGAGACUACCACACUUGGUUCUCAGACAAACUAUCAUGAUACUAUCACACUUGGUUCUCAGACAAACUAUCAUGAGACUAACACACUUGGUUCUCAGACAAACUAUCAUGAGACUAACACACUUGGUUCUCAGACAAACUAUCAUGAGACUAACACACUUGGUUCUCAGACAAACUAUCAUGAGACUAACACACUUGGUUCUCAGACAAACUGUCAUGAGACUACCACAAUUGGUUCUCAGACAAACUAUCAUGAGACUACCACACUUGGUUCUCAGACAAACUAUCAUGAGACUAACACACUUGGUUCUCGGACAAACUAUCAUGAGACUACCACAGUUGUUUUUUUCUUUCAGAUAACAAAUAGGAAGAAUUACUCGUAUACAUUACCCUUUGGUACCAAAUAAAAAAUUUCUGUGUAUGCUUCACCACUCCGUGAAACAUAACAAAUGGCUCCUCCACUUGACAUACUAAAACUGGCCAUUAACAUAGUGGGUGAACUGACCCAGCAGUAAAAGAUUGUGUGUUUAAACUAAUGGACACUAGGAGAUUAUCAUUGAUUACAAAACAUCAAUAACUAUCAUUUACACUAAAAAUCAAGGACAACAGAUUAAACAAUUAUAACAAUGGUGAAAUCAUUCAAACAUUUUGUAUUGUAAUUAUUUAAAAAACAAACUUUAUAAGGAGAAAAUUGUUUACUGCAGUCAAAUUAGAUGAUUGUUCAGGAGAACAUAAAGUUUACUGCAGCAGUUUUUAAAGUAAUAUUGAUAGAAAAUUGAAUUAAAUGAAUUUUUUCAGUUUUGUGUUUGAUAUACUGAUGUAGAAAUGUGUAAAGACAGAGAUUCAGGUAAUUGGUUUACCAUAACUAGCAUCGUUAACUUGUUCUAAUCUCUGUUAUAGAAAAUGUACUUCGGCUGGUUUCAUUUGUUG
This is a messenger RNA of Limulus polyphemus (Atlantic horseshoe crab), 1606 nucleotides long. RefSeq names its product repetin-like. Bases 589 to 1083 code for a protein of 164 amino acids. NCBI's taxonomy places the organism in Eukaryota, Metazoa, Arthropoda, Merostomata, Xiphosura, Limulidae. The record is from RefSeq and is a predicted model, not a curated record. The transcript is spliced from 2 exons.